Ipomoea nil (Japanese morning glory) is the source of this 1130-nucleotide messenger RNA. Its product is annotated as putative DNA glycosylase At3g47830. The coding region runs from base 65 to 976 and encodes 303 amino acids. The transcript is spliced from 4 exons. The record is from RefSeq and is a predicted model, not a curated record. Gene Ontology annotation, biological process: base-excision repair. Gene Ontology annotation, molecular function: catalytic activity. NCBI's taxonomy places the organism in Eukaryota, Viridiplantae, Streptophyta, Magnoliopsida, Solanales, Convolvulaceae.
GAAUCCUAAAUAUCAGACGCACUUUUAGCCUAAUUUUUGCCGUUAGGCGCGCGAAUUCGUUAAAAUGCCGAGAAGCUUAAAGAGGAAACCCUCUCCUCCGUCGACGCCGUCGUCUUUCAAGGCGCCGAAUCGAACCGGUGGCGCCGCCGUCGAUGAAAGUAACCCAUACCCAGGUUUCCCUAAUCCUACAUUGGAGGAAUGUCAAGCCGUACGGGAUGACCUCUUGGGUCUCCAUGGUUUUCCCAAGGACUUCCUCAAGUACCGGAAACAACGACUACUUCUAAACCAGAAUCUCCCCGAUCUGAACCAGAGCCUCUCCAAUUCUGAGCAGUUGAAUGAAGAAGAAGGGGGUGAUGACGACGGUUGUGGGCAAGAAAGUGUACUGGAUGGUCUAGUGGGCGCCAUACUAUCGCAGAACACCACUGAGGUUAAUGCUCGGAGGGCUUUCACUUCUCUAAAGUCUUCUUUCCCCACCUGGGACGAUGUCCAUGCUGCUGAGCCAAAGUUAGUUGAAAAUGCUAUAAAAUGUGCGGGCCUAGCACCAAGCAAAACUUCUUGUGUUAAGGGGAUCUUGAGUUGCUUGCUUGAGAAAAAAGGAAAGUUGUGCCUGGAGUACCUGAGGGAUCUGUCAAUUGAGGAAAUCAAGAGAGAUCUUUCUUGUUAUAGUGGAGUUGGACCUAAAACGGUGGCAUGUGUCUUGAUGUUUCAUCUCAACCAAGAUGAUUUUCCAGUAGACACACAUGUUUUUCAGAUUGCAAGGACAAUUGGUUGGGUACCAGCCGAGGCAAAUGUAAAAAAGACAUACCUUCAUCUCAAUCAACGAAUUCCAAAUGAACUAAAAUUUGACCUAAAUUGUCUACUGUACACCCAUGGCAAGGCCUGUCGAGAGUGCUCUGGGAAAGGAUCUUACAAAGCUGAAGUGGAUUCCAACCAGCAACCUUGUCCUUUACUGAAAUAUGUCUCUAGUUCAAAGUGACUGAAUGGUUAUGUUACAUUCUGUAUGUGCAUAGAGUUUAGUCAGCCUUUGCUGAUUACCGAAACUUGUCUAGAUAAAAAAUAUUUGAAUGGUUAAGCAUGUUACAUUCAAAGAUCUUAGUCUUUUGCUCUUAUGGUGCCAAUGUUUCAUUAUU